UUCUCUAUAAAAGCCCCCGUUGUCUCCCACAGUGUCUGCUUGAUUGACUUGGAGAUCCUGCGUCCAACAUGAAACUAUUUGUUGUCUCAGCUCUGCUUGGGUGCCUCGCAACUGCCGUUGCAGCCCUGGCAGAUGUGAAAUGGUGCGUCAAGUCGGACAUAGAAGAGAAGAAAUGCAAAGACCUCGCCGCCAAAGGACCGUUUUCCUGCGUAAAAAGAGAUGGGUCGAUUGAAUGCAUCAAAGCAAUUCACGCUGGUGAGGCAGAUGCUAUCACUCUGGAUUCAGGAGAUAUCUACACAGCUGGCCUCAAACCCUAUGAACUGCGUCCUAUCAUUGCAGAGUAUGCUGGCAAAGAGAACUGUUACUAUGCAGUUGCUGUAGCCAGGAAGGGCACAAAGUUUGGGUUCAAAGACCUCCGGGGAAAGAAGUCAUGCCACACUGGUAUUGGAAAAUCAGCAGGCUGGAACAUUCCAAUUGGAAUGCUACUAUCCAAGGACAUAAUGCAGUGGGAGGGCCCUGAGGUCAAACCUGUUGAGGAUGUGGUUAGUACGUUCUUCCUGGAAAGCUGUGUCCCUGGAGCCACCAAACCUUCACUAUGCAAGUUGUGUAAGGGAGACUGCACCAAGACCCACAGUGAACCCUACUAUGGUUAUGCUGGGGCCUUCCAAUGUCUAAAAGAUGGGAAAGGAGACGUGGCCUUUGUCAAUCACCUGACUGUUCCUGUCUCAGAGAGAGACGAUUACGAGCUUCUGUGCAGUGAUGGCACCAGAGCCCCCAUGGACAGCGCAGAGACCUGCAAUUUGGCCAAAGUGCCCUCCCAUGCAGUGGUUGGACGAAAGGACCCCGAACUGACAAAACACAUCUUCAAAAGCCUGACCAUUGUCCAGAAAGAUCCAACCUUCGACCUCUUUUCCUCUGAAGGAUACGGUGCCAAAGACCUGAUGUUCAAAGACUCCACUCAGAGUUUGGUUGAGCUGCCACCCACCAUGGACUUCUUCCUGUACCUCGGAGCAGAUUACUUGAGCACAAUCCGUUCUUUGAAAAAAGAGCAGAUCAAAGAAUCUACAGACAGCAUUAAAUGGUGCACUGUUGGCCAUGCUGAAAAAAAAAAGUGCGACAAAUGGAACAUUAAUAGCAUGGAUGAAAAUGGUGACAUCAAGAUCGAAUGUGAGACUGGGAUCACGACUGAGGACUGCAUCCAGAAGAUUUUGCGCAAAGAGGCAGAUGCCAUGUCGUUAGAUGGAGGAGCGGUUUACACUGCUGGGGUGUGUGGCCUGGUCCCUGUCAUGGCAGAGCAGUAUGAUUCAGAUCUUUUGUUGUCCUACUAUGCGGUCGCAGUGGUAAAAAAGAGUUCUGGACUGACCUGGGAAACCCUGGGGGGUAAGAGUUCUUGCCACACAGCCAUGGGCAGAACGGCUGGUUGGAACAUCCCUAUGGGCCUGAUCCAUCAACAAACAGGAAACUGCAAAUUCAGUGAUUUUUUCCCUGAGGGUUGUGCCCCUGGAGCUAAGACAGACUCAACGUUUUGUAAAAAGUGUGCUGGUAGUGGAAAGGCUGUGGGGGAUGAUUCCAAAUGUAAGGCUAGUUCUGAGGAGCGGUACUUCAGCUAUGAUGGGGCCUUCAGAUGUCUAGCUGAGGACGCUGGAGAUGUGGCCUUCAUCAAACACAGCAUCGUGGAGGAGUACACUGAUGGUAAAGGUCCAUCAUGGGCCAAAGAUCUGAGGUCGGAAGACUUUGAAAUAAUCUGCCCGGAUAAAGGGCGCCACCCUGUUCAGAAGUUCAUUGAUUGCCACCUUGCCAAGGUGCCCACACAUGCUGUCGUGACACGGAAUGAGAUUGCUUCAAAGGUGGUAGCCGUACUCACGGAACAACAAGCCAGGUUUGGCUCUACGGGCACUGAUCCAAUUUUCAAGAUGUUUGAGUCAAAAGAUGGAAAAAACCUUCUCUUCAAGGACAAAACGCAAUCCCUUCAGGCUCUUUCAAUUCCAACAACGUACAAAGAUUUCCUUGGAAAGGAGUACGAGAUUUCCAUGAGGUCUCUCAGAUUGUGCCCUGACUAUACUUCAGAUCUGGAAAAAUCCUGUGAAUCAAGACGUUGCACGUCAGCAUAGAUGAGCUGUCAUCGCAACAUGCACACAAGCCUGAUUAAAGCAGAUAAUGUAUAUGUGAAGUUUAGAAAUUGAUUCAUUAAAACGUAUUUUGGUACAUUGGUAAGAUAAAAUCAACAAACAUGUACUAUAUUCUCAAAUAAAAUAUAGCAUGUGUCUA
This is a messenger RNA of Hypomesus transpacificus, 2268 nucleotides long. RefSeq names its product serotransferrin-1-like. Gene Ontology annotation, cellular component: recycling endosome; plasma membrane; early endosome. The transcript is spliced from 16 exons. The record is from RefSeq and is a predicted model, not a curated record. Lineage: Eukaryota; Metazoa; Chordata; Actinopteri; Osmeriformes; Osmeridae. Gene Ontology annotation, biological process: antibacterial humoral response; iron ion transport. Bases 69 to 2111 code for a protein of 680 amino acids.